This is a messenger RNA of Psilocybe cubensis, 747 nucleotides long. RefSeq lists its product as uncharacterized. Lineage: Eukaryota; Fungi; Basidiomycota; Agaricomycetes; Agaricales; Agrocybaceae. The coding region runs from base 1 to 747 and encodes 248 amino acids. The transcript is spliced from 4 exons. The record is from RefSeq and is a predicted model, not a curated record.
AUGUCCAACUUUGACGUGGAUAUCGGUGCAAUGGACGAAGUGAUAUUCAGACUCCAAGGCAUAGUUAGCGACAAGAUGCUACCACCAAUGGCAAAGCCUGCUUCCCGCAACAGAACGGUCAAGCAACAACCAUAUUUACGUACCGCCAUUGCUAUCACGGGACUUGGAGACAUUGUGUUCAAUAAGGUGAUGGAAAAGCUAGAAGAAGUUUUCCUCCGUUUUGCAAACAAUUUUCCCACGGACAGCGUCAGCGGCUAUGACCCAGUUCUUCACAAAGACACGGGUUUCAAUGUUUUCCAUGCGCAUAGCCAAUAUUUCACGAAGUUUCUUCGUCGGGAGAUACUUCCUGACGGAACAGCCAGAUAUUAUUCUUAUAAUCCUGCCUCCAUACGAAUUGGAGACAUUGUCGAGAUCAGUGUUGCCUUUGUUGCAUUUCCUGCCCAAGGAAACAAGUACAAAUUUGUUGUCGCUCUUCGCGGAAUACUUGUCUUGGACCAGGAGGGAAGAGAGGUAAGCAAUGUGACAUUGAACAGUCUCAUAGCCAUUCAUAACUUCCAACAGAAAGCUGAUAUUCUCAGAAUGCGGUCGCGCUAUACUCCAGCGAAAAGACAGGUUGCUGUUUUGUGUAGGACAAAGAGGCAGCUGUACAAAGGUCAGAUUGACAUUGAAGACACGCAACAGAGGAUGGCACGUAUGCGCUUAAAUGAGGACACAGUCCACAAUAGCAAUACUAUAUCCCAAGAUUAA